This is a messenger RNA of Cimex lectularius (bed bug), 4236 nucleotides long. RefSeq names its product putative ATP-dependent RNA helicase DHX57. Lineage: Eukaryota; Metazoa; Arthropoda; Insecta; Hemiptera; Cimicidae. The coding region runs from base 90 to 3779 and encodes 1229 amino acids. The record is from RefSeq and is a predicted model, not a curated record. The transcript is spliced from 17 exons. Gene Ontology annotation, molecular function: metal ion binding; protein binding; RNA binding. Gene Ontology annotation, cellular component: intracellular anatomical structure.
GGUUACAACGCGGUUACAUCGCGAACGGCUCGCUGUUCGUACAUCUCGUUUUUACUAAUCCGACCGACCGCCGUCAGCGAUUCGAAACGAUGGACGCCACCUUCGAAGACCCGCGCUACUCGCUUAAAGUGGAACUUAAAAGUCUCACACUGUCAGACGAUAUGAAGAGACAAGUGCAAGACACACUCAAAUUCCUUCAUGGAGAGGAAUUUGUUCAUAAAGAACUGUCAGCUUACAAAGAUAGGAAGUUAAAAUUAGAUCGACAGUAUUGGAGAGACAGGGGAAACCUGAUUGUCCACGGUGGACAGAGCAAUGCUAAAAAAGACAUAGAUAGCAAUUUGUCUGAUGAUAAAAUUAACCAUUUUGCUAUUUCUAAACUAGAAAAGUAUGGUUUUUUCAAACCACAUUGCAUCGAGGCAUUAAAUGCUUCGAAUGGUGAUGUCGGGAGUGCGUACGAAAUUCUAAUGUGUCGCUAUUUUAAUCUAGUCCCUUCUGAGGUUAAAGAAGUGCCUGUAAAUCUUCUCGAAGAGAGGACCCAAGAGCUGGACUCAUUAAGGUCAAUUUACGAUCAGUGUUGUGAAGAAAGAUUGCCCAACGUCUUGUGGGUUUUUCACUUAAAUUUACCUUACCUCGGUGAGGUGUACAUGAAAAGAAGACAAACAAGCAGAAAUUUGGGCAGAAAGAAAAAUAAAAAUAUAUGUAGAUUCUUUGCCAAAGGGAACUGCAGGUUCGGCAACAAUUGUAGGUUCUCUCAUGAACCUGUGGUAGAGGAACCAGUCUCGGCAACAUUAGAUAAGGACCAGAAGCAUAUAUUUGAAUUAGAAGUUAGAUUUCCUAUGGGAUGCCAAUAUCCCUUGGAAGUGCCUCUAGUAUCGCUAAUAUCUAAAUCUUCAGAUUUCCCAGCAAACACUUGUUUACGGAUAACACACAGAUUGAUGUGCGAGGCUCACAAAAGCAUGAAACUCCAGCAACCUUGUAUUUUCAUACUGGUAGACCUGUUGUGCAAUAGGCAAGAAGAAAUUCUCAAUCUUCUAAAGGGACCAAACCCAAUUUUUUAUGACCCAUCGUUAUCGUUGUUUCCUGUAGCCUCACCAGAUGGCCAGUUGGCAAAUGGUCAAAAUGAAAACGAUGUUGAUUUUAUGUACAGCAGUAGUGAGCCUAGUAAAAAAUCUGGGCCAUCUCUACAAACCAUAGAGAGGAUAGACAACGAAUUGGCCAAUAGAUACCAAACGAUGUGUAAUAACCCUAAAUUUAAUGCUAUUUUAAAUCGGAGGAAGAAUUUACCAGCUUGGUCAAAAAAAGUCGAGUUACUUGACACAAUUAAUAAAAAUCAAGUAGUUAUUAUCAGCGGGGAAACUGGAUGCGGGAAAUCAACUCAGAUUCCACAAUUUAUUCUUGACGAUUGGCUGUCAAGCAGAAGCAACAAACACACAGAGAUAAUUUGCACUCAGCCCAGAAGAAUUUCAGCCAUAGGGGUCGCCGAAAGAGUAGCCUCAGAGAGGCUCGAGCGCAUCGGUGACAGCAUAGGAUACCAAAUUCGCCUUGAGACGAGAUCAUCGAACCAUACAAGAGUUACUUUCUGCACUACAGGUAUUUUACUAAGGAAAUUGGAAAGCGAUCCUCACAUGAAAUCAGUAACUCACGUGAUCGUCGAUGAAGUUCAUGAAAGAAGUGUUGAAAGUGAUUUUAUACUAUUGAUUCUUAAAGAUUUGUUAACGAUAAGAACCGAUCUGAAAGUCAUCCUGAUGAGUGCAACAAUCAAUUCGCAUCUAUUCAAAGAAUAUUUUAACGAUGCGCCUACAAUUGAAAUACCAGGAAGGACAUUCCCUGUGGAACAGCUGUUCCUUGAAGAUAUUAUACUCAGGACAAACUACACUCUGGAAGAAUAUUCAGAGUUUUCUCGUAAAAUUGCUAAGCAACAGAGCAGGGAAUUGGAAAUUCUUGACGAAUGCGACGACUUGAAAACCGUGUCUGUGAAAGGCAUGUUGAUCCCCAACUUAGACACUCAGGAUGAAUUUUUACCCGUUAAACAAGUGUAUUAUCGCUACUGGUCUCACUCAAAAAACGUUUGCAAAACUAUAUUUUUAACCGAUACCCUGAGAGUCAAUCUUGAACUUAUUGAAACAGUGCUGGAGUACAUCGUGACAGGAGAUCAUAAAUACCCGAGAGAAGGAGCUAUAUUGGUAUUUCUUCCUGGAAUUGGAGAGAUCAAAGAAAUGAUGGCAAGGCUUGAAGCAAAUCCGUUAUUUUGUAAUUCUAAUGAAUUUAAACUAAUACCUUUGCAUUCAACGCUGACUAAUGAAGAGCAAUCGGAAGUUUUCAGAAAACCAAGACAUGGUGAAAGAAAAAUUGUUUUAUCCACAAAUAUAGCAGAAACAUCUAUCACAAUUGAUGAUUGUGUGUUUGUAAUAGAUAGUGGGAAGAUGAAAGAAAAAGGGUUUGAUUCGAAUAGGAAUAUGGAGAGUUUGGAAAUGGUUACAAUAUCAAAAGCCAAUGCACAACAGAGAAAGGGUCGAGCGGGUCGAGUGAUGCCUGGAGUUUGUUUCCAUCUAUUUACAAAACACCGCUUCGAGUACGUACUCGAACCUCAGCCCGUCCCUGAGAUAAGGCGCGUCCCACUAGAAGCGCUUAUAUUGAGGAUUAAAACACUGCCGAAUUUUGAAAAUAAACAAUUAGAACCCGUCAUUAACAAUAUAAUCGAGCCGCCUUCUAUGGAAAACGUAGAAGGUGCAGUUAAGAGAUUGAAGAACAUCGGCGCCCUCGACGAACAGGCCAACGUCACCCCUUUAGGAAAACAUUUAGCAUCACUUCCAGUCGAUGUGCGAAUUGGGAAAUUAUUACUCUAUGGGGCGAUGUUUUGCGCAUUGGAUUCUGCAUUGACCAUAGCAGCAUUUUUAUCUUAUAAAACCCCUUUUAUCACACACAUACGAAAAAGGGAGGAUAUCGAUAUUAAAAGAAAAAAAUUUGUCACCGGGUUCAGUGAUCAUUUAACAACCCUAAAUGCUUAUAAAGGCUGGUUGAAAGCUAUCGAAACGAAAGGAAUGAGAGGUGGAGUGUCUUUUGCUAAAGUUAACUACCUAUCGACACGGACUCUAUCCACCCUUGCAGAUAUGAAACUGCAAUACCUAGAGCUUUUAGGUGAUAUUGGCUUCGUCCCUGGUAAUUUAGAAAUAGUCAGAAGACCCGGUGUAGACAGAAUAUUUCAUAUGACAGGACCUGAGUUGAAUGUAAAUGGAGAAAAUCAGAAACUGUUAGCGUCAAUACUGUGUGCUUCUUUAUACCCAAAUAUAGUGAAAAUAUUAACACCCACUAAAACAUUUCAAGAGAGUAUAGCAGGAGCUGUACCACAACCUUUAAGGCCAGAAGAGCUUGUUUUCAAAACAAAAACAGACGGUUAUGUUUCCAUCCAUCCAACAUCCGUCAAUAGCAAUGUCAGCAAUUACCCGAGCCCUUACUUGGUCUAUCAGGAGAAAGUCAAAACAGGGAAAAUAUACAUUAGAGACUGUACUAUGGUUCCCAUUCUACCGUUGGUACUGUUUUCUGCAGGAAAAAUCAAAGUGGAAUUGAAUUGCGAUGAAUUUUUUAUUUCAUUAGACGAUGGUUGGAUUAUUUUCCCCGUUCCUUCGAAUGAGACAGCUGAAUUGUUGGAGACGAUAAAAUCUGAGCUUCUUAUGCUUUUAGACGAAAAGAUCAAAGAACCGAAGAUGAAUCUUCAAAAACAUCCUAAAGGGAAAAAAAUUAUAUCGACGAUUGUUGACCUAGUUACUUCCUGUUACUAAAAACCCUUAGCCCCAUGAGGGCAAUGUAAAUAUAAUUUAUUGUGAUAUUGCAUGUAAAUGAAGUGCUACAUAGAAUUACAUCGAGCGGAAAAAAAUAUUUCUUUUCCCCCUGAUAGCUGCCAGGCAAUUGAUGGUUCCUUGUGCAUACCUAGAUGCAAAUCGAGAUCUCAGUAAUUAUAUAAAAUUAAACUAAUUUAUAUAAUGUCAAAAGUGCCUUGAAUAUUUUUGUGAAUAUUGAAUAAUAAAACACAUAAAAUCUUUUAUGAUCAAAUUUUCUGUUCUGUAUAAAAAAUAGGUGUCAGUUAUAUAAUAAUUUAUACGUGAUAUGAUGGAUUUUCGCUAAAAGAAUUCCUUUUCAUUCUGUUUCCUUGUGAUAGCUAUAUCAAGCUUUACUUUUUUAUAUUUAUACAAUUUCUAUCAAUGUUACUUAAAACUUGUAUUUUGAUGUUCAUCUUUA